AUGGCCACCCGCCGUUGCACUCGGAAGCCUUUGCUGGCACCUGGAGUCUCUAGGAUGGUUUGGAAGCAUCUCAUCCUCUUCUUCCUCUGGCUGCCAUCACUGGUUUUGGGUGGAGCUUCUCCCACCUCCUGCCCAGCUGCUUGUUCCUGCAGCAACCAGGCCAGCCGGGUCAUCUGUACACGCCGGGAGCUGGUGGAAGUGCCCGAGAGCAUUUCAAUCAACACGCGGUACCUCAACUUACAGGAGAACACCAUCCAGGUCAUAAAGACUGACACUUUCAAGCACCUUCGUCAUCUUGAGAUUUUGCAGCUCAGUAAGAACCUCAUUCGUAAGAUUGAGGUUGGCGCCUUCAAUGGCUUGCCCAACCUCAACACGCUGGAGCUCUUUGACAACCGGCUGACCACUGUCCCCACACAGGCCUUUGAGUACCUCUCUAAGUUGCGUGAGCUGUGGCUGAGGAACAACCCCAUUGAGAGCAUCCCUUCCUAUGCCUUCAACCGAGUUCCUUCCUUGCGUCGACUGGACCUUGGAGAACUCAAGAAGCUGGAGUACAUCUCAGAGGCAGCUUUCGAAGGAUUGGUCAACCUGCGCUACUUGAACCUGGGCAUGUGCAACCUUAAGGACAUCCCAAACUUGACAGCCUUAGUGAGGCUGGAGGAACUGGAGCUUUCUGGGAAUCGCCUAGACAUGAUCCGGCCAGGGUCCUUCCAAGGACUGACCAGUCUUCGCAAAUUAUGGUUGAUGCAUGCCCAGGUGGCUACCAUUGAACGUAAUGCCUUUGAUGACCUCAAGUCCUUGGAGGAGCUCAACCUCUCCCACAAUAACUUGAUGUCCUUGCCACAUGAUCUCUUCACCCCCUUGCAUCGCCUGGAGCGUGUCCACCUCAACCACAACCCUUGGCACUGCAAUUGUGAUGUGUUGUGGCUCAGCUGGUGGCUCAAGGAGACAGUGCCCAAUAAUACCACCUGCUGUGCCCGGUGCCAUGCCCCACCAAACCUCAAAGGGCGGUACAUUGGAGAGCUGGAUCAAAGCCAUUUCACCUGCUAUGCCCCAGUUAUAGUGGAGCCUCCCACGGACCUUAACGUGACUGAGGGGAUGGCAGCCGAGCUGAAAUGCCGGACAGGGACCUCCAUGACGUCAGUCAAUUGGCUGACCCCCAAUGGGACACUGAUGACUCAUGGUUCCUACCGGGUGCGCAUCUCUGUCCUCCAUGAUGGAACACUCAACUUCACCAAUGUGACUGUCCAAGACACAGGGCAAUACACCUGCAUGGUGACCAACUCGGCUGGCAACACCACUGCGUCAGCCACCCUCAAUGUCUCUGCUGUGGACCCAGCCACCACAGGAUACACCUACUUUACCACGGUGACUGUGGAGACCAUGGACUCAGGUCAAGAAGAAUCCAUUCCCACAAAGAAAGAGCCUGGACCAACCCCAUCACAGGGCUGGGGCAUGACUUAUUCCACCACGUCGCUGACCCCACGCAGCACCCGUAGCACUGAGAAGCCGUUCACCAUCCCAAUCACUGAUGUAGCAGAGAGUGGCAUGAAAGACCUGGAUGAUGUCAUGAAGACCACCAAGAUCAUCAUCGGCUGCUUUGUGGCCAUCACCUUCAUGGCUGCGGUCAUGCUCAUUGUCUUCUACAAGCUCCGCAAACAGCACCAGCUUCACAAGCACCAUGGUCCCACACGCACCAUUGAGAUCAUCAAUGUAGAAGAUGAGUUGCCUGCUGCAGCCGGGGCCCCUGGUGACAGCCACCUGGCACUCCCCGCCAUCGAGCACGACCACCUCAACCACUACGCUGCUUUCAAGGCCCACUACAACAACAAUAGUGGCGGUGGACCCCUCACCUGUGGCUCCAAGAACCCCAUGCUCAAUUCCAUCCAUGAACCUCUCUUGUUCAAGAGCAGCUCGAAAGAGAACGUCCAGGAGACACAGAUAUGA
Molecule: messenger RNA, 1944 nt
Organism: Varanus komodoensis (Komodo dragon)
Lineage: Eukaryota; Metazoa; Chordata; Lepidosauria; Squamata; Varanidae
Gene: LRRC4B
Product: leucine rich repeat containing 4B
Exons: 1
Coding region: 1-1944 (647 amino acids)
Cellular component (GO): plasma membrane
Molecular function (GO): protein binding
Source: RefSeq, a predicted model, not a curated record